AUGUUUUUGUAUCCUUCCGGUCAAGGUGCAGAACAAGAUUCGUGUUGCAGAAGUGUUUUUGAAAAUCUGAUGAAAAUCGGAUCCGAUUCCACCUCCACCAGCUCCGAUUCUGCCUCCACCAGAUCCGAUUCCGCCUCGACCAGCUCCGAUUCCACCUCCACCAGCUCCGAUUCCGUCCCCACCAACUCAGAUUCCGCCUCCACCAGCUCCGAUUCAACCUCCACCAGAUCCGAUUCCACCUCCACCAGCUCCGAUUCCGCCUCCACCAGAUCCGAUUCCACCUCCACCAGCUCCGAUUCAACCUCCACCAAUCCGAUUCCGCCUCCACCAGAUCCGAUUCCACCUCCACCAGCUCCGAUUCAACCUCCACCAGAUCCGAUUCCACCUCCACCAGCUCCGAUUCCGCCUCCACCAGAUCCGAUUCCACCUCCACCAGCUCCGAUUCUGCCUCCACCAGAUCCGAUUCCGCCUCGACCAGCUCCGAUUCCGCCUCGACCAGCUCCGAUUCCGCCUCCACUAGCUCCGAUUCUGCCUCCACCAGAUCCGAUUCCGCCUCGACCAGCUCCGAUUCCGUCCCCACCAACUCAGAUUCCGCCUCCACCAGCUCCGAUUCAACCUCCACCAGCUACAUCAUUAGCUUCGAUUCCGCCAAUAAUUCAUCAGCUUCGAUUCCGCCAAUAG
This is a messenger RNA of Caenorhabditis briggsae, 681 nucleotides long. The record is from RefSeq and is a predicted model, not a curated record. NCBI's taxonomy places the organism in Eukaryota, Metazoa, Nematoda, Chromadorea, Rhabditida, Rhabditidae. The transcript is spliced from 2 exons. The coding region runs from base 1 to 681 and encodes 226 amino acids.